AUGACACGUAUGUAUCAAAAAUGUGUAGAUUUUGUAGGAACACAGAUGCAUCCAUUUGAAGUUUUGUACAGGUGUAAACCACGUGAGUACUGGGACGAGAUUCAUCAUUGUCACGAUGGUCUAAUGGAAAAGUACAUUAAAGACAAUAACGGGCAACCAGCAAACAGGAUCAAUGGCGUCAUAUCAGGUUUGUUUUUCUCUGCUCGUGUAUAUGCUGAUGGCUCUCUGCCAACCCAUUCACCCUUCGGAAAUGUGCGCAUGCUUGUCCCUCCCGGUGCUUUAUUGGACCCAUCCAUUAACAACUUCUAUUUCGCGGACUUCUACUGCAACUACUAUACACAUUAUGUUACUGUUGUGAUAUGUCGGAAAGGAUCGGAGACUGAUAAUUAUUGCUACAUGAAACUUCACCAAAUGAACCCAGCAGAUAAUCCUUUUCUUACGGUGUCACCUCCUCGAUAUCCCCAUUACUCACCCAGAUACUACGUUAACAGUGGAGUAUGGGUGGAGAUCUAUUAUACAGAAGACAUUCCACUAUGGUUGGGACGUUUCGACAGCAUUCAGACUACGGGUGCGGGGACGUCGAAAAUUGGAGGUCUUCCUAACAAUAAACAUUGCGGUCGUUGUAAUCUUUAUCCGGUUCCUUAUCCAAACGACGUUGUGGUUGUCGAUGAUGCACAUGAUGAAAUAGGAGUGGCGGAUAUCACUGUAGCAGAAGAUCCUCCUAACUCAACAUUCCGCGUUCUUAUGAAUGAGAAUAAGUCAGAGCUCACCGAAGACUGGGAAGAUGUGGUUGAAGUUAUAUGCAACAUGGUAGAUCAAGUAUGUGAAGUGGACAAGGAGCGAGAAAAAGACUUUAUUGCUGCAUCAGAUGCUGUGAUAGACGGUGUAUUAUUGGCAAUGGAUAAGGAGUUAGAAAAAUGUGACGAUAUAUUGGUGCAGAAAGCAGCCGAUUUAUUGAAAAACGUAGUGAAAACUAUUAGGACUGAGCGAGCAGUUAUUGAACGCCUGAUCAGACGUGUUGGAGUUCUGCAGAAACUUCACAGUUCCACGAAUCUGUUCACAUCGCAUCAUCAGUCGUCAGGGCUGCAUAAAAACGGAAACAAAUUUGCCAAACUCAACAAGGGUUUCUAG
This is a messenger RNA of Angiostrongylus costaricensis, 1131 nucleotides long. Lineage: Eukaryota; Metazoa; Nematoda; Chromadorea; Rhabditida; Metastrongylidae. The record is from the annotation of a GenBank genome assembly.